AUGCUUGACGUGCUUGAAAGUGAAGACAGAGCAUCAAAAGCCAUCUGGAAUGUUGCAACAAAUGGAGAUCCCAGUAUAGAGGUGGGAUAUGAUAACGAUGGAUUUUGUCACCAAACUUCCAAGGACGGUAAAGGGACACGACACCCUAUGGGGGUCGUAAGAUUUGGGAAGAAGGGUAAGCUAAGUCCAAGGUAUAUCGGACCAUUUGAGAUAACUGCAAGAGUAGGAGCAGUUACUUAUCGGUUGAAACUGCCAAAGGAGUUAGGUGGUAUUCACGAUACCUUUCAUCUGUCGAACUUGAGGAAAUGUUUAGCUGCCGAAUCAACUGUUGUGGAUUUUGAAGACAUCGAGGUUAACGACAAACUCGCUUAUGUGGAAGAGCCAGUUGAUAUAUUGGAUAAAAAGACGAAAAUACUAAGAAACAAAAGUAUACCACUAGUAUUAGUUAAGUGGAAAUUCCAUAAAGGCGCAGAGAUGACAUGGGAAACGGAAGAAGAGAUGAAAGCUAAAUAUCCUCAAUUAUUUUAG
Molecule: messenger RNA, 528 nt
Organism: Cynara cardunculus var. scolymus (artichoke)
Lineage: Eukaryota; Viridiplantae; Streptophyta; Magnoliopsida; Asterales; Asteraceae
Exons: 2
Coding region: 1-528 (175 amino acids)
Source: RefSeq, a predicted model, not a curated record